AUGCAGAUAGCAGGCCUGGAGUGGAGGUACCCAGCUUUACAGAUAAGUGUUGACCUCCUAGGUGCUGAGACCCAGUCUUUGCUAUUGGGGGCUCCGGUGGAAAUCACCGACACCGGUAACGAUGAGGGCCUGCAGCGGGCCCUGCAAUUCGCCAUGGCGGAGUACAACAAGGCCAGCAACGACAUGUACUCCAGCCGGGUGGUGCGGAUCAUCAGCGCCAAGAAGCAGAUUGUGGCUGGAAUCAAGUACAUAAUGAAAGUCGAGAUUGGCCGGACAACUUGCCCAAAGCCAGCGACUGAUCUCCAGAGCUGUGCUUUCCAUGACGUGCCACAGAUGGCUAAGCAUGCCAUUUGCAACUUUGUAGUGUACGUUAUUCCUUGGCAAAACGAAACUAAACUACUGGAGUCUAGAUGCCAAUAAACCUACCUGGCUUCCAGCAGAGACCAGCAACCAGUUGCUUAGAUUUAAAAAAAAAAAAAGGCAAUAACACAAAUAAAGAUGGGCUUUAUCAAUGCCUGUUAACUCAGCUACUUAUGUAUGCUUGUGCUAUGCAAGUUAAACUAUGUAACUUUCCUUAAAGCACAGUAUGAUCUCA
Messenger RNA from Nipponia nippon (crested ibis), 595 nucleotides. It is a transcript of the gene CST3, whose product is annotated as cystatin C. NCBI's taxonomy places the organism in Eukaryota, Metazoa, Chordata, Aves, Pelecaniformes, Threskiornithidae. Gene Ontology annotation, molecular function: cysteine-type endopeptidase inhibitor activity. The record is from RefSeq and is a predicted model, not a curated record. Gene Ontology annotation, cellular component: cytoplasm; vesicle.